Messenger RNA from Enterobius vermicularis (human pinworm), 246 nucleotides. The record is from the annotation of a GenBank genome assembly. NCBI's taxonomy places the organism in Eukaryota, Metazoa, Nematoda, Chromadorea, Rhabditida, Oxyuridae.
AUGUUUAUUAAACUCAGUGUCGUACUUGCUGUAGCAGUUGUUUUUAUUUCGUCAACUCAGGCUCAAAUUUUGUACAGUCCAUACUAUCCGGUUUAUGCUCCAUAUCAUACAACAUAUGUAGCUGGAGCAGUACCUGCUUAUGCACCAUACUAUAGUACAUAUUAUGGUUUUAUUGGAAGCAACAAGGGUGCAGCAAUGAACCGUCAACCUCAAGUAACCCAGAAAUCUGGUUUGAUCAAUAACUGA